Gavia stellata (red-throated loon) is the source of this 2479-nucleotide messenger RNA. It is a transcript of the gene OBI1, whose product is annotated as ORC ubiquitin ligase 1. The transcript has 6 exons. NCBI's taxonomy places the organism in Eukaryota, Metazoa, Chordata, Aves, Gaviiformes, Gaviidae. Gene Ontology annotation, molecular function: ubiquitin-protein transferase activity. The coding region runs from base 1 to 2142 and encodes 713 amino acids. The record is from RefSeq and is a predicted model, not a curated record. Gene Ontology annotation, biological process: regulation of DNA replication; protein monoubiquitination.
AUGGCGCAGCACGGGCCGAGCGUCACGCUGUCCCUCACGCUGCCCAUCACCUGCCACAUCUGCCUGGGGAAGGUCCGUCACCCAGUCAUCUGUGUCAACAACCAUGUCUUCUGUUCCAUUUGUAUUGAAGUGUGGCUGAAGAACAAUAAUCAGUGUCCAGCUUGCAGGAUUCCUAUCACGCCUGAAAAUCCUUGCAAGGAAAUUAUAGGAGGAACGAGUGAAGGUGAUCCUAUAUUUAGUCCGACAGUCAGAAAACACCUACGUAAAACAAGGCUUGAAUUACUCCACAAAGAAUAUGAGGAUGAAAUAGAAUCCCUGCAAAAAGAAGUGGAAGAUCUGAGAGGUAAAAAUCUCAGUUUACAGACACAGCUGAAAUCUCUUCUGGAUCCCACGGCAUCAGCUUUAUCUUGCCAAAAUGAGGAAACUAGCCAGUCAGCAGAUGAAGCAAGUACCAGUGGCCCAGAAACCCCAGAGGAAUGGAGCAGAAAGCUGAAAGCUGCCAAUGAUAUAUAUGAAAAAGUGAUGGAUAAUGUGGAAAAGUUAAAGGAGGCAAAUAAGAAACUGAGCAUGGAAAACAAUAGCCUUUUAAGAGAGAAUUUGCGACUAAAAGCUGAAGUUGAUAGUAGAUCACCCCAAAAGUUUGGUAGGUUUACAGUAGCUGCACUUCAGUCCAAAGUAGAACAAAGCGAACGUGAAAUGAACCGUCUGAAAAAGGCACUGGAAAGAAGUGAUAAAUACAUAGAAGAAAUGGAGUGUCAGCUUUUACAGCUGAAAAACGCAGGCGAAGGAACCCUGACAGUGAGUGCUGUUAGUGAGAGUGCGCUUUCCACAGAUGCUAAAGGAGCUGAGAGCAGUGAAGAUACAACAUGUUUGAAAACCCAAGUUGAGGAGAAAAAAGCUUUGACUACCAGUCAAAGUCCUGACAGUCUUGAACAGCUGACAAGUGGUGGAACUUGUUUAAGCUCUUCUAGUCAAGAUGGUUCAAAUGGCUCAAAUAGCCAGUGUGCCCCGAAGAAAGAACUAUUUCCAGUUUGUCAGGGGGUUCUCCUAGAUGAAAAUACUACCAAUAUGGAUGCCUGCUUAGAAGAGCAGUGGAAUAAAAUUGAGGAAUGUACCCCAUAUAAGGAUGAAGAACUUUAUGAUCUUCCACCACCUUGCACUCCUUUUCUGUCUCUCAGUCGCCUUCAGUUGAACACUCCUGAUGGAAAAGAAAAUGCAAGGAAACCAUCAACAUUCCUGAGAAAACUGAAAUUUGAAGAGUUUUGUGACACUUCAGAUGACUGCAGCAAAGAUUCGCCAGAGCACAGCACAAGCAGCUGUAAUAGCGCAAAGAAGCUAAACUGUUUUACUACAGGAAAAUCAGGUUUUUGGGGGACCUGCCCAACAAAUUUUGCUGAGAACUUAGAUUUUGAUGAAUCAGAGCAAAAUUCAGUAGCUGGUCAGUCAGAUGAGACAUCAACAAAAGCCAGUGAUAAAACGAGUUCUUGCUUACCAAAAAGGUUACAUACUCUCUGCUCUUCCGAAAUGAAUCGCACAAGAACCUCCAGUGAAGCGUCUAUGGAUGCUGCCUACCUCGAUAAAAUUUCCGAGUUGGACUCAAUGAUGUCCGAGUCAGACAACAGCAAAAGUCCAUGUUAUAAUUUCAAGUCCUCCGAUCUUGAUAAUUCUUCAAAGUCAACAGAGUGCUCUAAGCUUCUGAAUGAAACUGAGAAGAAACUGGAAGAGAUGAGUGAGGAACAGAGUAUGAAGUGUCCAGAGACAAGCGAUCUAGCAGUUGAUAGAACUGGCUGGAAGUCUGCUAUGUUUUCUAUCCUCUCCCCAUCUGAGCUAGAUAUGAAUGACCACUUUCCGCUGUUUACAGGCCAAAACACAGUGGCUAGUGAUACCAAACCUCCAAACUGUUUAUUUCAAAGAGACUUUUCCCAGAGUUUACUAUUCAAUAACUCACAAAGGUUGUUUGAGGAACAAAAGUUUGGUUCCUGCUUUUUAAAGAUGUCGUCUGACCUGCACAAUCAGCUUAAUCCUCCUUGGGUGUCUUCCUUUAUAGCUGAAAGGAAAAAUAAAAAUGUCAGUCAGUCAACCAAGAGGAAAAUUCAAAGCAGCCUUUCCAGUGCUAGUCCGUCAAAAACCACCAAAAACUGACUCUGCUUGGAAAUUGAACAUGACUGAAAGUCAUCAACCUGCAAAUGUUUAAUAUUUACAAGUGAACUUAAUUUUUAAUGACUUCCAUGCAAUCUGAUCCUGUCUUUUUCGACUAUGUGAAAACUGAACUUUCCCUUGCCCAUUGCAAGCUCUUUCCUAGGGAAGAACCAUUCCAGAUUCUUUUCUUUGGCUGGACAUUUUGUUUACUUGGGGGUUUGGUUUUGGGGUUUUUUUAAGUUUUCAAGUUACAUGAUCUUCCAGUUGUGAGCACAGGUAAUGGCUCCCGUGAGCAGGACAGUUUUAAGUGGUCUUGUCAAAUCAGUCAUUUAUGUAAGAA